AUGCCGCCAGCCAAAGCCCGAGACGAGUCGCGUUCAGAGGCUUCGACAGCGCGGGACAGACAGGUCGCAGCAGCGGCGCACGCGAGGAAGAGCAAGAAUGGCACGUCGGCACCACAGAAUGGGAGCUCGUUGAAGGAGCUGGCGCUCGUGAGCACCGAGUCGGGAAACGUGGUUGCGCCUGGCCAAGGCACGGGAAUGGCUUGGAACGACGCCCCUUUACAAUUACUGAACACAUAUCGGGUUGCACACAACCUGCCAUCGCCCGCCGCAUUCACUUCGCCUCUUAGCCAAGCGUUACUGACGAACCCCGGGAUUGGACGACAGAGUCCAAGUAUGGCGCGGAAGAAGGAGAAGCGGCGGGUGUCGAAAGAUCAGCUCGCACUGUCGGUGCGGAAGCAUUUCAACUCGGCUGCUGUGAACGAGAUAGAUGUGGCUGCUGGAUUGUUCUACAAGGUGCACAACAAGGAGAAGGCGUUUCGGAUGCGGUCAGCUCCUGGCGUGACGAAGAAACAAUGA
Molecule: messenger RNA, 516 nt
Organism: Saxophila tyrrhenica
Lineage: Eukaryota; Fungi; Ascomycota; Dothideomycetes; Mycosphaerellales; Extremaceae
Exons: 2
Coding region: 1-516 (171 amino acids)
Source: RefSeq, a predicted model, not a curated record